Molecule: messenger RNA, 580 nt
Organism: Racocetra fulgida
Lineage: Eukaryota; Fungi; Glomeromycota; Glomeromycetes; Diversisporales; Gigasporaceae
Source: the annotation of a GenBank genome assembly
AUUUAAUUCAUGUGAAUGAAGAAGAUGGUAUAUUUUAUACCCAUUCUCCUUUUGUACAAGACAUGACAUAUAUUGGUAAAGGAAUUGGAAACACUCUAACUCAUAGAUAUUUAUUAACUCUGGAUGGAUGCACCAACGAUUGCACUCUUACAGUAAAAUUAGAAAUAGGUCGAAAUUACUCCAAAACAGCUGGUGGAUACUCUUGCAAACUAAAUUCAAGUGUGUCUCCAGUUGAUGUGUCGUCCGUCAACUCUUACUUCGGUGACACUGUUAAUCCUAAACACCCUGUUACACCUAGUAUCGUUCUAGCAUAUUGUUCAGUGGGAAUAAGUGUUGAUAAUCCAAAUUUAAAUUUUACCCCAACUACGGAUGCUUUUAAAUGCCUCGAUUCAUUGAAUUCAGUACCUUAUGGGACUCAUUUAGGACUUCUCCAAAUAGGUCAAGAUAUAAUGAAUUUUUAUAACUUAACUACAUUAUCACCUGGUGUGAAAUCCCUGGCUAAUGCAAUAAAUAAUUAUGCCAAAAUAUUUAAUUCGAUUGCCCUUGGAUUAAAAGAUGGUAGUGAUAAUGCGUUAAAUAA